This is a messenger RNA of Erigeron canadensis, 1547 nucleotides long. RefSeq lists its product as uncharacterized. The transcript has 4 exons. The record is from RefSeq and is a predicted model, not a curated record. Lineage: Eukaryota; Viridiplantae; Streptophyta; Magnoliopsida; Asterales; Asteraceae. The coding region runs from base 104 to 1426 and encodes 440 amino acids.
UAACACUAACACACAAAAUUCAAGAAAAAAAAUAAAUAAUAAAAACAACCAAAAGAGUGAGUGAGUACACCAGCAGAGCAAGUGUGCAAAAUCCAAAGUAAUAAUGCUUGAAGAAAAAGCUCUCUCAAUGAGAAGACCAACACCUCACACCGAUGAAGAAGAAGUAGAAAACAAUAACCACCACCAUUUCACAGACGAAUCCAAAACCAACAAAAAACACCACUUCCCGAUCCGGAUCUCAAACUACUUGACCCGAACCGGAUACAUUUGCCCUAUCAUUCUUCUCACUCUCAUUAUCCUCUUUCUCAUCUCAUCUUACUUCCUUCGAUCUCGCGAUUUGUUAUGUGUUUCUUCUGUUUCCUCUUUCGAUCGCCUUGCCAGAAAUCGGUUUUUCGGAUUGGAUGGACUUGAUUCCGAUUUCGGUUCCCUUGGUGUUCCGUGGUGCAGAUCGAAAGAUGGAAAAUCUGUCGAGUGGACAUCUAAGGAUUUGCUCCAAGGCCUUCAAGAGUUUGUACCAAUAUAUGAAACACGCCCCAUUAAGAAUAACAUGUAUGGGAUGGGUUUUGAUCACAGCUUUGGCCUCUGGUUCAUUGCACGAUGGCUGAAGCCAGAUCUAAUGAUUGAGAGUGGGGCUUUCAAGGGGCACUCGACCUGGGUUUUGAGGCAAGCAAUGCCGAACACCCGAAUUAUCUCAGUUACUCCUCGCCAUCCGGAGAAGUACCUUAAAAAGGGGCCGGCAUAUGUUGAUGAAAAUUGCACAUAUUUUGCUGGGAAAGACUUCAAAGAUUUUGGGAGUGUUGAUUGGGCAACUGUGAUGAAGAAGCAUGGUGUAAUUGAUCUCAGUCGAGUUCUUAUAUUUUUUGAUGAUCAUCAAAAUGAGUUAAAAAGAUUAAAGCAGGCACUGAAAGCUGGUUUCUCUAAUCUUGUCUUUGAGGACAACUAUGAUACAGGAACCGGAGAUCAUUAUUCCUUGAGACAAAUUUGUGACCAGUUUUACAUACAAGGAGGUGGUCAUAGCUGCUUUGACGAUAGUGAUGAAGCUAGGAUAAGGUCAAAAAGGACGAAGUUCUGGGAAAAGGCAGUGGAUACUCGAGAACUAUGUGGGCCUGGAGAAGCAUGGUGGGGAGUUAGAGGAUACAUGCGAGAUGACUUUAACCACACUAACAAGCCAAUAUCAUUCACUCAACAUUUUCAAAACAGUAGGUAUGUAGAAUCAAUACUUGACCUUUAUUGGGAACUUCCACCUGUAGCUGGCCCGUCACUUACUCAUCAAACAAGAUAUGAUCCAGCCCGUGCACCCAGUCCAAUUGUUGAAGAUGGAAGAUAUCGCCUGUUUCAAAGGCUUGGUUUAUCUAAACUCGAGCCUUCUGUGUUUAAUGGGUACACUCAAAUGGUAUACGUUAAGAUAUCCCCAAAAGAAUCAUAGCGUGCAGUUUUAUGUUGUUUGCGCACAAGUUUAAUAGGCUCGUAUUGUGAUAAUACCCAUGUAUGUUGAUAUUAUACACUUGUUACAGCAUUUGUUCGCAAGUAGUGUGGUAUUUAGAUUA